Messenger RNA from Scleropages formosus (Asian bonytongue), 2424 nucleotides. RefSeq names its product acyl-CoA synthetase long chain family member 5 (gene acsl5). Gene Ontology annotation, molecular function: arachidonate-CoA ligase activity. The transcript has 21 exons. Gene Ontology annotation, biological process: positive regulation of long-chain fatty acid import across plasma membrane; long-chain fatty-acyl-CoA biosynthetic process; fatty acid metabolic process. The record is from RefSeq and is a predicted model, not a curated record. Gene Ontology annotation, cellular component: endoplasmic reticulum; membrane; mitochondrion. NCBI's taxonomy places the organism in Eukaryota, Metazoa, Chordata, Actinopteri, Osteoglossiformes, Osteoglossidae. Bases 127 to 2175 code for a protein of 682 amino acids.
GCUGCUGAUCCCGGCCGUGCGACUUCCUUGUCUUUCUCUUGUGCGGCUGCAGAGCUCUGCGGCAACGAGACGGCAGCGACUCCACGGAUCACCUGAGAUCAGGAGACUCAGCACAGCGACAUCACCAUGGAAGCAGUUCUCCACUUCCUGUUCUCGCCCCUGUCCACGCCGGCCCUGGUGGCCGUGUUCGCCGCAGGGGCGACCGCCCUGCUCUGGCUCAACACCCGGCCCAAACCGCUCCACCCUCCCGUCGACCUCGACCAACAAUCCGUAGGAAUCAGGGACGGAGCCAGGAAGAGCGCCCUGCUGCAAGACGACCAGCUGGUGUCCUGCUACUACGAGGACGCAAUGACGUUGUACGAGGUUUUCCAGCGCGGGUUCCACGCGUCAGGCAAUGGUCCAUGCUUGGGCUACAGGAAGCCGGGGAAACCGUACCACUGGCUGAAAUACAAACAGGUGUUGGAUCGAGCUGAGCACCUGGGGUCUGGGCUCCUGCAUCGAGGUCUGACUCCUUCUCCAGACCAAUUUGUUGGCAUCUUCGCCCAAAACCGGCCUGAGUGGAUCAUCUCGGAGCUGGCCUGCUACACCUACUCCAUGGUGGCGGUUCCUCUCUACGACACCCUGGGGCCUGAGGCUUUGGUCUUCAUAAUCAACCGAGCGGACAUCUGUACGGUGCUCUGCGACAAACCGGACAAGGCGGAGGUACUUCUGGGGAACUGUGAGAAGGGGCUCACCCCGGUGCUCAAAACCAUCGUCCUCAUGGACCCCUUCGGCGAGGAGCUCGUCGAGCGAGGCCGAAGGAGUGGCGUGGACCUGCUGUCCAUGAAGGAGCUGGAGGUGCUGGGGAAAGAACAUUUAAAGAAACCGGUUCCUCCGAGGCCUGAAGAUCUCAGCAUUGUUUGUUUCACCAGUGGAACCACAGGUGAUCCCAAGGGAGCCAUGCUCACCCACGAGAACAUCAUCUCAGACGCCGCUGCCGUAGUCAGAUGUUUCGAGAACGCCUUCAUCCCAGUUCCUCAAGACGUUUCCAUCUCUUUCCUCCCGCUUGCUCAUAUGUUUGAGAGAAUUGUUCAGACAGUGUUAUACAGUGCAGGGGCCAAGGUGGGCUUCUUCCAGGGAGACAUCAAACUGCUGCCUGAUGAUAUGAAAACUCUGCAGCCAACCGUGUUCCCAGCGGUGCCUCGCUUGCUGAACCGUGUGUACGACAAGGUCCAGAGUGGAGCCCAGACACCCUUUAAGAAGUGGCUGCUGAACUUUGCCAUCCAGAAGAAACUGUCUGAGGUCAAGCGAGGGGUCAUCAGGAAAGACAGCGUCUGGGACAAGCUCAUCUUCCACAAAUUACAGGCCUCGCUGGGAGGCCGUGUCCGGGUGAUGGUGACUGGGGCUGCUCCCAUCUCCCCCACCGUCCUCAACUUCCUCCGGGCCAGUCUGGGCUGUCAGAUUUUCGAGGCCUACGGCCAGACGGAGUGCACUGCCAGCUGCACCUUCUCCCUGCCAGGCGACUCGUCGGCAGGACAUGUGGGACCUCCCAUCCCCUGCAACUUUGUGAAACUGGUGGAUGUGGAAGAAAUGAAUUACUUUUCUUCCAACGGGGAGGGAGAGGUUUGCAUUAAAGGCAGAAACGUGUUCAAGGGCUACCUGAAGGAUCCGGAGAGGACGGCCGAGGCGCUGGACAAGGAUGGCUGGCUUCACACGGGGGACAUUGGGAAGUGGCUGCCGAACGGAGUGCUGAAGAUCAUCGACAGGAAGAAGAACAUCUUCAAGUUGGCCCAAGGGGAAUACAUAGCGCCCGAGAAGAUCGAGAACAUGUACUUGAGGAGCGGCCCUGUAGCACAGGUGUUUGUACACGGGGACAGUUUACAGUCCAGCCUGGUGGGCAUUGUGGUUCCCGAUCCAGAAGUCCUGCCAGACUUCGCUGCCAAGCUGGGAGUUAAAGGCUCCUUCGAGGAACUCUGCCGGAACCAGCAAGUGAAGAAAGCAAUCCUGUCGGAUAUGGCGAAGCUGGGCAGGGAAGCAGGACUCAAGUCUUUCGAACAGGUCAAAGACCUGUACCUCCACCCGGAACAGUUCACCAUCGAGAACGGACUGCUGACACCAACGCUGAAGGCCAAACGGGCGGAACUCACCAAGUUCUUCAAAAGCCACAUCGAGAGCCUCUACGCCAACAUCCAGUGAGGCAAGGCUCCCUGGGCGAGGACCUCUGACCUUUCCACCCGCACGGGGCCAGAACAGUGAACCUGAGCAGUGCCGAGUCCCUGCGAGAUGGUUAAAGUACCUCACAGAUUUUGGCUCGUGUGUCAACUGUCAGUGGAUGAUCUCUAGCGCCGCCCAGAGGUCUGCGAACCAUUUUAGAGGGCGACGUGAUAUAGAAAUACCUGUAAAUACCAUAGGACGGAAUUUAUAAAGACGCUGGAAAGACGUGCC